CUUGCACACACAUGUCGUCCACGUUGCAAUGGGUUGCGUUUAAAUAGGCAGGUCCAUCCGGGACACUCUCAUCAGUUUGGUACUGUCCACCAGCCCAGCGUGUCCGUCAGCUAUUGUUUAAAAGCCUCAACACCCCCCUCCCAACAAAAUCUGCAAAAUGGCCCUCAAGUCCGAUCCCGUCUUCGAGCGUAUUGCCAAGCGUCUGGAGAGCAUCGACCCGAACAACCGCCAGGUGCAGCAGGUGUACAAGUUCCGCAUCCAGCAGAACGGCACGGUCGUCAAGACCUGGGUGCUGGACCUGAAGGCGGUCAAGCUGACCGAGGGCGAUGGUCCGGCCGAGGCCACCCUUACCAUGGAGGAUGACAUCAUGUUCGCCCUCGGCACCGGUGCCAUGCCGGCCAAGGAGGCCCUCGCCCAGGACAAGCUGGACGUGGAGGGACAGGUCGAGCUGAUCUUCCUGCUGGAGCCGUUCAUUGCUUCGCUCAAGAAGUAAGCCGGGGCGGGCCCCGCGCACCAAACGGAGCACCGUCACACGUACCACGCGAACAUCGAAAAUGCCACCCGUCGAUGGGCUUGGAUUAAUUUAUUGCAACAUUCACACACGCAUAUACCAUUACGCACACACGCAACCCGCAACCCGUAGGAACAUCUUAGCCGGCUUCCUCACCCCCGCCUGCGGACGGGAUGCAAACAAACUAUCGGUAUUUGUUUUCUGGUUUGAUGCAUCGUCCGGGCAUCACCAACCACCGCCAUAUCAUGCGCGCCCGGCCCUAUUUAUUAACAACCUUCCAUCGUACAUCGCUGGUCUGCGCAACAUUUGCAGACACAUGGUGGUGUACACAACACUGGGCGCACGCACCACCAUCCGCGUUGAUUGCGCCCCGUACCAAAGGAUUAUUAAAUGAUGCUUGAAAACAGAAUCAAA
Molecule: messenger RNA, 925 nt
Organism: Anopheles arabiensis
Lineage: Eukaryota; Metazoa; Arthropoda; Insecta; Diptera; Culicidae
Product: peroxisomal multifunctional enzyme type 2-like
Exons: 2
Coding region: 158-493 (111 amino acids)
Cellular component (GO): cytosol
Source: RefSeq, a predicted model, not a curated record